Trichophyton rubrum CBS 118892 is the source of this 1703-nucleotide messenger RNA. RefSeq lists its product as uncharacterized. Gene Ontology annotation, molecular function: DNA-binding transcription factor activity. NCBI's taxonomy places the organism in Eukaryota, Fungi, Ascomycota, Eurotiomycetes, Onygenales, Arthrodermataceae. The coding region runs from base 753 to 1703 and encodes 316 amino acids. Gene Ontology annotation, biological process: regulation of DNA-templated transcription. The record is from RefSeq and is a predicted model, not a curated record. The transcript has 3 exons.
AAGGCCCCUGCGAAGCAUGAGGGCUGGAAAAUGGCUUUCGCUUUCAGGUAGUAGUUAUUAUCCCGUUAUGUGAAUUAACUAGCUAGCUGGGUAGUUGGCUGUUUCAGCAGCUUCGAGUUACAUCUGGGAUUUCUCUUGGGAGGUAACGAACUCCACCGCUUGACCUUGAUAACCAGAAAAGGAAUACUCGGUACAUGCCCUGACUUGUAAGGGGAGCUUGUAGAACAUUAACUGUCUGUCGCUCAGAUCAGUUAGUCCCGUUAAAAGGGGCUUACGGACAUGUUAGGGGCGUACAGUUUAUGGAUAUCUUUUCAUACGCCUUUGCCCAUGUCUUGGCCAUCAAUCGUCUCAUUACCCUAGUUCUCUUGGUAAUUGCUCCCCUUCGAGGCUGUUAACCUGGCAAGAGCAAUUGUGAGUAAUUCUGAGCCUUCUAGCGUAAUCGUCCAUGGCAUGCUGGCUUCUUCAACUCUCUGUCCAAACGUAGCUCUAUUAUAUAUAUCAGAGCCGUAGCCCAGGUCAAGUUAGGCAUACUGAGUGGCUGUAGAUGCGUAGAUGCGUAGAUGCGUAGCUAUUGCAUCGCCAAAAGCCGACGGAGAGUCCUCGCCUCGGUCAAACCUACAGAGUAAGCAUCCUCUCAUCCAAACUAGUUAUCUAUCCAUCCAUGGGCAAUGAAGAAACCACACUUGCCGAUCUGAACUCCCAGCUGUCAUGAAGGAGUCAAAACUUGUCGACAUCGUCAGAACCUCGCCCCCAUGCCUCCUCCAUCUGGCCAAACCAUCUCUCUGUCUGUCUCAGGGCUGAAAAGCGUUGCUGAUCGUCAAUCUCGUCUAAACACAAACAAGGCUAGGUUUCCGUCUUCUCGUCUCGCCGCCCUCGAAUUCUCGACUUUUCUCACUCUGUACCUUGUGGGGCGGCCCGAGGGCGACUAUAUAAAGGCCGGAAGCCGGACGCCCAUCGCUGUCCUCGUCCCCUACCCUGCUGCUGCCUCCACGCCGUGGCUCCCCAAGCGCUGUGACCCUCAGCUACACCUUGAUAGAACUCCGUUAACCCUCCACCAUCUCGUCAUGUCGGCCACUGCUUGUGCAUCAGCCGGCUGCAGUUGGGAGCUUUACGACGACCCGUUACAAGCACUGCUUUCUACCGAGGAAUUCGAUCUAAGCAAUUCCCAGAGUCAGAUCCUUACACCACCCAUCGACCAUAGUCCCAUUCAAUCGCCAGGAUCUAAGGACGGCUCAUUACACUCCAUGAAAGACUCUGAUCCAUGCCUCCUUGAUAUCCCCCUUGCCAGCAAUCCCGAGGACUCUAUUCCUGAUGCAGCUAUUGUCCCAACAACAACAACAACAACAACAAUAAGGAAUUCGGCCCGUACUCCAUCAAUAAGACCCGAAUUUUGGAGUAACACUGUCCCUGAAAUUGGUCUCAGCCCUGAAUCAUCUUCAAGCUCAACCACCAAGUCAAGCAGCAAUCAUAAACGGUCACGUGCAGAUGAUGAUAACCGUUCUCCAGAGGAAAUUGCCAACGAGAAACGGCACCGUAAUACCAUGGCUGCUCGCAGAUUUCGCAAAAGAAAGGAAGAUCGAAUCUGUAGUCUGGAGAAACAGCUAGCGGAUGCCCUCAGGGAACGGGACGAACUCAAACUUCAGGUCGCAAGGCUUGAAGGACAAAACAUGAUGUUACGAACUUGUCAGGACAACACCCGGUAA